AAAUCGCAAUACAGACCUGUUCAAUGUCAUGUAUUGCUCGUACUAGUUUUAUUUGUAGGCCUAGUGAUAGUCUUUCUGUUUGGUUUCUGUGAACCCCAAGUCGACCAGUACAUUCCAACAAACAUGUUUAAUAUUUAAUCAAGUUUGCUUUAUGCAAGUUGGUUGUUUGGUGUCUUUGACGAAAUAUUCCGAGCAAAAGACACUGGAAGUUGUUAUGCUGAUAUAACAGUGAUUACAUCUUCGGCGCAUUAAUCGCGGUCCGUCGACUUGGACAUCAAACCAAAAUGCCUGUCAAUAUUGGCAACCUAGCCAAGGAAUACUGUUCCUUAGACAGCUGGAGGAAACGACUGCCCAUCACUCUAUGGCUACCACGGUACAAGCCCGCUUUCGUCAUCCGUGACGUCAUUGCAGGACUCACCGUUGCAAUCACCGUGAUUCCGCAGGGUAUGGCAUACGCUAGCAUUGCCAAACUCAGCAUUGAGUAUGGUCUAUACUCGUCCUUCAUGUGUUGCUUUGUCUAUGUGCUGCUGGGUACAACCAGGGAUAUGGCUAUCGGACCCACGUCAGUGAUGUCUCUACUCGUCUCGUCCUACGGGCAAGUCUCGGCCGUCAACCCGGAUCACAACGACCACGUCUACGCCGUUAUUCUAGCAUUCUUCGUGGGGAUAGUGCAAUUUUCAAUCGGGCUGUUCCAUUUAGGUUCCUUAACUUCCUUCAUCUCUUCGGCCGUGGUCAGUAGUUUCACGUCCGCAUCCGCCAUCAUAGUUAUCGUUGACCAGCUUCGAGUUAUACUGGGAUUGACAUUCGAGUCGAGCAGUUUCAUCCAGAAUUUCAUCGAGACCCUUGUGAAUAUCCCCAAAACUAGACCUUGGGAUCUGCUUCUUGGCUCUGUCUGCAUGAUAGUUCUGCUCUUGUUACAGGCCCUGAAGGAUCAGAUUUUACGAUGGGAAAAGGAUGAAACUUACGAGCCCCAUAGAUUGCAGCGAUAUAUAUGGAACCUGCUCUGGCUGGUCGGAAUUGCUCGAUAUGCUAUCAUCAUCCUGUUCUCCGGAGUGACUGCGUGGAUUCUGGAGGAGACGGGGAAGUCCGAUUACAUCACACUGACCGGACCGAUCACCGAUGGUCUACCACCGUUCGCAGUGCCUGCAUUCAACACACCAGACUGGUUUGAGGUACAUGUAUAA
This is a messenger RNA of Patiria miniata (bat star), 1184 nucleotides long. RefSeq names its product sodium-independent sulfate anion transporter-like. Gene Ontology annotation, biological process: transmembrane transport. The transcript has 6 exons. The record is from RefSeq and is a predicted model, not a curated record. Gene Ontology annotation, cellular component: membrane. Gene Ontology annotation, molecular function: sulfate transmembrane transporter activity. Bases 285 to 1184 code for a protein of 299 amino acids. Lineage: Eukaryota; Metazoa; Echinodermata; Asteroidea; Valvatida; Asterinidae.